This is a messenger RNA of Cladophialophora bantiana CBS 173.52, 498 nucleotides long. RefSeq lists its product as uncharacterized. Lineage: Eukaryota; Fungi; Ascomycota; Eurotiomycetes; Chaetothyriales; Herpotrichiellaceae. The transcript is spliced from 2 exons. Gene Ontology annotation, cellular component: intracellular membrane-bounded organelle; AP-2 adaptor complex. Bases 1 to 498 code for a protein of 165 amino acids. Gene Ontology annotation, biological process: protein transport; clathrin-dependent endocytosis. The record is from RefSeq and is a predicted model, not a curated record. Gene Ontology annotation, molecular function: clathrin-cargo adaptor activity.
AUGGUUCUCUCCUUCAUUCUCGUCCAGAAUCGGCAGGGCAAGACGAGGUUAGCCAAGUGGUACGCCCCUUACACUGACGAAGAGAAGGUGAAGCUGAAGGGCGAGGUCCAUCGACUCAUCGCUCCCCGUGACCAGAAGUACCAAUCCAACUUCGUCGAGUUCCGAUCCGCGCCCUCUUCAUCUGCCUCGACUUCCCACGCCCAACCCCUCGUCCGCCAGAACCUGUCCUCGACAAAGAUUGUGUACCGGCGGUAUGCAGGCCUGUUCUUCUGCGUCUGCGUCGACGCCAACGACAACGAGCUCGCCUACCUCGAAGCUAUCCACUUCUUUGUCGAGGUGCUGGACCAAUUCUUCGGCAACGUUUGCGAAUUGGACCUCGUGUUCAACUUCUACAAGGUUUACGCCAUUCUCGACGAGGUCUUCUUAGCCGGCGAAAUCGAGGAGACGAGCAAACAGGUUGUUUUGACGAGACUGGAGCAUUUGGACAAACUAGAGUGA